Messenger RNA from Diorhabda carinulata, 2230 nucleotides. RefSeq lists its product as uncharacterized. The record is from RefSeq and is a predicted model, not a curated record. Bases 1235 to 1735 code for a protein of 166 amino acids. The transcript has 2 exons. NCBI's taxonomy places the organism in Eukaryota, Metazoa, Arthropoda, Insecta, Coleoptera, Chrysomelidae.
CUUGGACCUUUUUAUAUGUUUUUCUUGGUGAUGUAUCUUGAUUUCAAUUCUUUUGAUAGAAAAUCAGUUGAAAACAACAGGUAAAUAUUUGACAUAUGACAGUCUUCAUUAAAUUUUUACCUGUUAUUUUGAACUGAUUUUCUAGAGACUUAAAAUCAAGACAAAUCAUAGUAUGACUUUGUCCUGAAAUGAUUAAAAUCUCUGUCUGAAAUCUCUAUGGAUGAAAAUAUAGCAGCAAUUAUUGAAGUAGUUAACAACCAUAUUGAUGUAGUAGUACCAGAUAUACCUCUAUUUAGUAGGCACAGUCAAAUUUGGCAGUUAUCAAAUGUUCCGAAUAUAACAUGUAUGGAAACUCUAAAAGAAAAAGAACGGCGUAAAAUAAUUGCAAAGUUCUCUGAACAAAAUCAAGAUCGGAGGAAAUCGUUUACAGUUAAUCACAUUGGAAGAAUGGGAACAGGACAAACAAUUUACGAUAUCUGUCGGCGUGUUGAGACAGGUAUUUCGAUUGAAAGGACAAAAAAAUGUAAAAAGUAGAGAGAAACUCUUGUGGCUCACAGGUAACUAGGAGCAAGUUUGCAACAAUUGGACAGAAAAUUUAAUAUCAAUAAGAAAUAUGUAAGCAACAUUCUAAAGACACAGAAUGGAAUAAAAAUAAAAACUUAGAAAUCUCGUUAUAGAUUUGAGUGAGUGAGUUUUUAUGACUAGAAAAAGAGGAUAGUCAUCUAUGAAGCUGUUAGGCUGCCCCUACACUAUCAAGCCGCUUGAUCAAAUGCUUGACCCUCCGAUUGAUGGGAGCUUCAAGCGUGCUUCAAUCUUUUGAUCAAAACUCUCUCGUCAGUUGAAGCCGAGAAGUGGAAGCAGAACGGAGUGUGUUGCGAUCUUGCUUUUGCUUUUUCGAAUAAAAAUAAUUCCUAAUAAAUAAUAAAUCUUUUUUAAUUGCUUUUUCGAUUACAAUGGUGUUGAAUGCAGAUUUGGGCUUCCUAAUCGCAACAUUGGUUGCCGUGAAGCGGAAAAAGAAGGAAAAGAAAAAACGAUGGUGGUCCAAGGAGUGGUACAAACUGAGAAACCGCUUCACUCAUGAACAUCUCCUAAACUUCCUGUGUGAUUCAGAACCAGAGGACUACAGGAACUUUUUGAGAAUGGACCAAGAAAGUUUUGAUUAUCUACUGGAUUUACUCCGCCCUGACAAUGAGAAGAAAGAUUGUCUAUCACAUUGAGGUACCUGUCAUCUGGCAUGGAUUUAGAAGAUCUCAAAUUCACGUGCGCCAUUGCUCCACAGACUCUGCAACUCAUCAUAAUGGAAACUUGCUCUGCAAUCAUUAAGGCAUUGAAGGAAAACAUUCAGGUCCCAAAAACGACGGAUGGAUGGAAACGGGUUGCACAGGAAUUCGAAGAACAAUGGAAUUUCCCCAACUGCGUCGGGAGCACUGACGGCAAACACGUAUCAAUCCAAAAACCUCCCCAUUCUGGAUCCUACUAUUUUAAUUACAAAGGUUUUUUCAGCAUCGUGCUUAUGGCUAUUGUUGAUGCAAAUUAUAAAUUUCUGAUGGUCGAUGUCGGAGCAAAUGGCCGAGUGUCAGAUGGUGGUGUGUUGAAGAACACUUGUUUUGGCACAAGUUGUCUGAGAACCAGCUUAACAUGCCUGAUCCUCGAGAGUUACCAGGCACUCCUAAUAAACAAUUUCCGUACGUCUUCGUUGCAGAUGAAGCUUUCCAACUUCUCCCUGAGUUCAUGAUGCCCUACAACAGAGCUGCUUCGACGAAUGAGAAAAGGAUUUUCAACUAUAGACUCUCACGAUCCGGAAGAGUCGUUGAAAAUGCUUUUGGUAUAUUAACGAAGAGAUUCAAAAUACUUCAAAAGUAUUAAAUUUGAACCAAUGAAAGCUAGAAAAAUCGUAAUGGCAAGUUGCCAUUUGCACAACUAUUUAUGCUCAAAAAACAGAACCAAGUAUUUGCAACCUCAGGAUAUUGACAGAUACGAUGUCCGGACUGGUGCUGUGGAACCUGGGUCAUGGAAACAAGACAUUGUACAGAUGGUACAACUUCAAAGAACCAAAGGCAAUUCUACAGUAGAGGCAAAAAGAAUAAGGGAUGACUUCUGCGAAUUUUUCAACACGUCUGGGUCAGUUCCGUGGCGAAGCAAGUGCCUUGUGUAAUGUAGAUGAAUAAGUAAUAACAUUACUCGUAAUAUAAAAUAAAUAUGAAUAUCUACUGUAAAAAUAAAAUAAAAU